AUGUGCAUCUUACCCCCGCAAUUUGCAUGUUAUAAAGCUGGAUUUUGUCACAAAUAUCUAAAUUACACUAUGGAAGUAAAAAACACGAUUCAAAGUGGUAAUAUCCCUACUCCAGCUUUGGCCAUUCAGGCGGAGCGUGCCAAGGCUACCUUUGAUCCUGAACUCAUGAAUCAUUUCUUGGAAGGCUCCAAAGAAAAGUCCGAUGAAAUUAAGCAGAUGAUUCAACAGAUGGAAAGAGACCCAAUUUUACAAGUUUCUUCCAAAGUUUAUGACAUGACCAAAGCCGAACACAGAUUGGAGACAGCACGCAAAAUAGCAAGACUUGCACUGUACAUUGAGCUGGAAAACUUUUCGUCUUUUGAAAACAGAAUGUCGUUGGUCAGUUUGAUGGAUCCUCAACUCCAUACCAGAAUUGGUGUCCAUUUGGGAUUGUUUUUGGGAUGUAUUCGUGGUAACGGAACGUCGGAGCAGAUGUACUACUGGGUUUUGAACAAAGAAGCUGCCUAUGUCAAACAAAUCUACGGAUGUUUCGCCAUGACAGAAUUGGCCCAUGGUUCCAAUGUUGCUGGUUUGGAGACUACCGCCACCUACGACGUGGAAAACGAGCAGUUUGUCAUCAACACUCCUCACAUUGGUGCCACCAAGUGGUGGAUUGGAGGUGCUGCUCACUCGGCUACCCAUACUACUGUGUACGCCAGAUUGAUCGUCAAGGGCAAAGAUUAUGGUGUCAAGACUUUUGUGGUGCCUCUCCGUGACUCCAACCACAACUUGAACCCCGGUGUUGUUGUGGGAGACAUUGGAGCCAAAAUGGGAAGGGAUGGUAUUGACAAUGGUUGGAUCCAAUUUUCCAACGUGAGAAUUCCUCGCUACAAUAUGUUGCAAAAAUACUGUAAGGUUUCCGCCGACGGUGAAGUUACCGAGCCUCCAAACAACCAAUUGUCUUAUUCGGCCUUGUUGGGCGGAAGAGUGGUGAUGGUGAAGGAUUCGUUCAGAUGGAGUGCCAAGGUGGUAACCAUCGCUAUCAGAUACGCCAUUGCCAGACGUCAAUUCAAGGCAUCUAAAGCUGGCGAAAACGACGGGGAGAACCAGAUUAUGAACUAUCCUUUGCAUCAGCGUCGUUUGAUCCCCUUGUUGGCCACAGCCUAUGCAUUUUCCAACGGUGCCAAUGUCUUGGACCAACUCUCCAAGAAGACGAUGGACAGUUUGGACCAUGCCGUUUCGCAAGAUGACAAGGCUGGUAUUGACAAGGGAAUUGAGGAGAUGAAGUCGUUGUUUGUGGCUUCUGGCUCGUUGAAAUCCACUUGUACCUGGUCUACUUUGAACACCAUUGAGCAGUGUAGACAAGCUUGUGGUGGACAUGGUUACUCUUCAUACUCUGGAUUCGGAAAGACUUACAACGACUGGGCAGUCCAAUGUACCUGGGAGGGAGACAACAACAUUCUUGGUAUGUCGAUUGGAAAGCAAUUGGUCAAAAACAUCAGUGGAGUUAUCAAGGAUGGAAACAAGGCCACUGGUAUUCUUGACUUUUUGAACAACACUAAGCAAUACUUGAACAACGAAAUUGUGUUGAAGAAAGACCAGCUUGAAUCUUUAGAACAGGUGUUGAAGGCUGUGGAAGUUGCACUUAUCAGAACCGCCAACCAGGCGUUGGCAGACUUGGACAAGAAUGGUGAGGACUGGGACUACAUUGGUGCCAGAUUGGUGGAAUUGUCUAAGAUGUUGGCCCAUUUCUUCAUGUUGAAGUCGUUCCUUGAGAAGUUCAAUACCCUUGAGGAAGGGCCAAUGAAGCUGGUCUUGAAACAGUUGGCUCAAUUAUACUCAUCGUCCGUCAUUUUGGAAGGAUUCUCCGGUAUCUUUUUGACUUUCAAGGUUUUGGAUUCCGACACCGUUUCGUACUUGUCUUCUGAGUACAUCCAGAAAUUGUGUGCUGACUUGAGGCCCCAUGUCAUUCCAUUGACUGAUGCUUUCAACUUGUCUGAUAUGAUCAUCAACUCCUCGUUGGGUAACUACGAUGGUAAUGUCUACGAAAACUUUUUCAAGAUUGUUAAGGACAGAAACCCUGCUCCAGGAAGUUACACUGCUCCAUACGAAGAAGAGUUCCGUGCUCACUUGAACAGACCAUCGUUGGAAGACAGACAGAGAAACGAGAUCAAUGAGGAUAACGAGGAGUUGGUGUAG
Messenger RNA from Meyerozyma guilliermondii ATCC 6260, 2178 nucleotides. RefSeq lists its product as uncharacterized. Gene Ontology annotation, biological process: lipid homeostasis; fatty acid beta-oxidation using acyl-CoA oxidase. Lineage: Eukaryota; Fungi; Ascomycota; Pichiomycetes; Serinales; Debaryomycetaceae. Gene Ontology annotation, cellular component: peroxisome. Bases 1 to 2178 code for a protein of 725 amino acids. The record is from RefSeq and is a predicted model, not a curated record. Gene Ontology annotation, molecular function: fatty acid binding; FAD binding; acyl-CoA oxidase activity. The transcript has a single exon.